CAUACGAGGAUUUUCACGAAAACAUCCACCGCAGGCUGACUGCGUCUCCGUGCCGACCGUCACCGCGCUGCGACUCGAGCUCCGGGACCCGAAGCCGCGGAUCCGGCGGCGUGACAGUCACGUCGAUGGCGUUCACCAAAGUUGGAUAACGCUGUUGUGGCCUCGCGGAGGAGCAGUUAGGAGCGUGGAGUAGGUUCAAGUGGAAUGACUGCGGUAUCACUUGUUAGAUAGAGAGACAGAGGCAGAGAGAGGGAGAGGGAGAGAGAGAGAGAGAGAGAGAGAGAGGGAGCAGGAGAGAGGGGCCCGGAGUGGACUCCCUCCCUCGGCACAGAGCCGACUCGCCCCAUGGAGACUGACGGGACCCUUCCAGAGAGCUCCAGGCCCGGAAUGUCACCUGCGAAGCGUCGAGACCUCGCCGGAGGACGCAAAUAACAGGAGCGGAGAGACCGACAGCAGCAGCGCACAUCUGCUCCCGACGACUUAUCUGACAACUUCUUAGAAAGCCUGUGAAGGAAAAGGAAAACAAAAAGUUAGCUGCAGGAGACAACAUGAGCAUGAUAGAUAUGACUUAGUGAGGGUCUCCGCCGCCUCAGGUAACCCGUUCAUGGACUCCACGCAGGUUUGUUGCAGAAAGUAAACAUCAGCAAGUUGUCUCCAUCCCAACUGAAGACUUUUUGAUUUUUAUUAUUUUUUUAGUUCCUUUUUUUUUUAAUCAUCGCUUUUUAAUAUAUAGAAUUUUUAAAAAUGUCACUCAAAGAGAAUCCCUGUCGGAAAUUUCAAGCCAACAUUUUCAACAAAAGUAAAUGCCAGAACUGCUUUAAGCCCAGAGAAUCACAUUUGCUGAACGAUGAAGACUUAAAUCAGGCUAAACCUAUAUAUGGAGGAUGGUUGCUGCUGGCACCCGAGGGAACUAAUUUUGACAAUCCUUUACACAGAUCCCGGAAAUGGCAACGACGCUUCUUCAUCCUCUACGAGCAUGGCUUACUGCGCUACGCUCUGGACGAAAUGCCCAGCACUCUGCCCCAAGGCACCAUCAACAUGAACCAGUGCUCUGACGUGGUCGAUGGCGAGUCCAGGACCGGUCAGAAGAACUCCCUGUGCAUCUUGACCCCUGAGAAGGAGCACUUCAUACGGGCCGAGUGUAAAGAGAUCAUCAACGGGUGGCAGGAGGCUCUGACUGUGUACCCCAGGACCAACAAGCAGAACCAGAAGAAGAAGCGCAAGGUUGAUCCACCCACUCACCAGGGUGGAGUAACUUCAAGCCAGUGUUUUUCAGCUGAAGACAUGAAUGGACAUCCAUCUCUCUGUGACCUUACCUCCCAUUAUGUCCUUCCCUCCGCCCUUCCACUCCUUCCAACCCGGACCAUCGCUCAGGAGCCGGGCCCCGCCAAGGUGACCGUGACCAGCAGCAGCAGCGGAGGCAGCAUCCCCUGCCUGCCCAGCAGCAUCGCCGGUGCCGAGCGCGUCCCGAUGAGUCGGGCCUCGCUGUGGCAGGAAGAGAGCCGCUGGAGCAGGGCCACCAUCCCCUGCAGCCGCAGUGCCUCCUGUAUCAGCCAGCUGAGCCAGAGCCAACCGGAGUCCAGUAUCACUACUCAAGAUGACGGCGGCACUGUGAGCACUGGACGUAAAGUACGAGUGGAGAGUGGUUACUUUUCCUUGGAGAAGACCAAGUCUGAGCCUUCUCCCAAUUCUGGCCAUCUCUCCCAGCCACCCCAGCAUCUGCCCCUGUCCUCUUCAGCAUCAUCAUCCUCUUUAGGAGCUCCCAGUUCCAGGUACACCUCCGAAUCAGAGCCCCAGACCUCCCCUCAUCAGCCCUCCCAAGACCCUCUCCCUUCUCCAGGUUCACUUGUUUCCCCAAGCUACUCCACCAUCAGCUCCUCCCAGAGCUCGCUGGAUUCUGAUCCCAGCGGGGCUACGCCCACCUGGGAGGGGCACAGUGGUGGUGGAGGGGGCUCUGUUAGUGUCAGUGGUGGAGGAGGCAGAGUUGGCAGGUCUGGCAGGGAGUAUGCAGCGUUGUCAGAUGUGCCAAGGGCUCGUAGGCUGACCUACCGGGAAGCCUUCCGAUCAGACAAAAAGCGUCAGGAGCUGAGGACUCGAACACGCAGCCCAGGGAGGGAGGAGGUGGCUCGGCUGUUUGGGGAGGAGCGCAGACGUUCUCAAAUCAUCGGCCGAUUCGAGGAAGGCCAACAUGUUGAGCGUAUGGACACAAGCACCUCCAGUGACCCCUCGGCUGACCCCACACUGAGACAAGGGCGCAGCGAGAGACGCUAUCUAGCUAACAAACAUGAAAUGUCACUGGAUUCAGCAAAGGACCGCUCAGUCCCGGAUGUGUCCAGCUCCAGUUUUGCCAACUUAAGAAGAGCCAAGUCUUUGGACCGCAGAGUCACGGAGUCCUCGAUGACUCCUGAUCUGCUGAACUUCAAGAAAGGAUGGAUGACGAAGUUAUACGAAGAUGGAGUGUGGAAGAAACACUGGUUUGUUCUAACAGACCAGAGUUUAAGGUACUACAAGGACUCAAUAGCCGAGGAGGCUUCUGAACUGGAUGGAGAGAUUGACCUUUCCACAUGUUACGAUGUCAAAGAGUUCCCGGUCCAGAGGAAUUACGGCUUUCAAAUCCUGUGUAAAGAUGGAGCCUGCACCCUGUCAGCCAUGACCUCUGGAAUCCGUCGCAAUUGGAUUCAGGCCAUUAUGAAGAAUGUGCGACCUACUAUUGCCCCCGAUGUCACCCGGAAAAACAUCUCUCUGAAACUAUCCGUUCUGAAGCCCAGAUCCCUCCCCGAUGAGACGAUUAAGAGCCAUGUGAUGUUGGAGCCGUGUUCAUCGCCAGCUUCUGAGUCAAGCCCCAGUACAGAGGCCCCAAAGUCUGAUUCCCUCAGACAGCCGCCGGGAAACAACGCCUCUGCACCUCCCUCUGAGCCACGUAAAAGCCGAGUCCGUGAGCGCCGGCGAGAAGGGCGCUCCAAGACGUACGACUGGACCGAGUUCAAGAUGGAAAAAACGCAAAAACCUGUGAAAGAACGAGCGGACACCGUCGACCUCAGUUCGUCCUUCUCUACAACCUCCUCCUACUGCUCCGCCUCCUCGUCGCCCUCCUCCUUAGCGUCCUCUCCAGUCUCUACCUCCUCUGUCCAAACCUCGUCUGUAUCGGGCGCUAACCCGCCCUCGAUAGCUGAAGAUACAGAAAAGGAAAAUGCUCGUAAAAGCGUCCCGCCACAAAACGCAACUAGUGCAGCUCACAUGCCAAAUACUGUAACCGUUACCAUUAUUUCAGCGCUGAAUUCCACGUCACCGGCGCAGUCGUCCGCAGCUGACGGCCAAGAACAAGGAAAGAUGGAAGUGGACCACCCUGCUGCUCUGCGUUCAGAGAAGGACGACAAAAAGGACAACAGGAGCCCAGAUGUCCGAGAAGAGAUCGAGCAGCGAUGGCACCAGGUGGAAACCACGCCGUUAAGAGAGGAGAAACAAGUGCCCAUCACCACGGCUUUAGCGAACUCCAGCAACUCGGACCGGCUGCCUCCUCAUGAGCUUGCUGCGCUGCUGGAUAAGGAGUUGGGACAGAAACAGAAGGAACUGGACCGGUUACAGAAGCAGAACAACCUUCUGAAAGAACAGCUGGAGGAUGCUCUAGGGAGAGAACACAGUGCCAGGGAAGGCUAUGUGCUACAGAGUGCACCACCUCCUUCCUCUUCGCCGCACAAAGUGCCGUUCCAACACUUGCACAAGCUGAAUCAAGAUUUGCAUGGCGAGUUGGAGUCGCAGAAGCGGAAGCAGGACAUUGCUCAGCAACAGAUCCGCACCUUAAAGAGAAGCUACACUGAAGCCAAGGAUGCCGCAGAUCGUCACGAGUGCGAUAUUCAGGCUCUGCAGGCCAAACUUGCGUCUGCGAUGGCUGAAAUCCUCGCCAGCGAGCAGGCAGUGGCGCGAAUGCGAAACGAGCUGAAGAUAGAGCAAGACCGUUCGAAAGAGCACGAGGAGGAGUACGCCCGUGGCGAGGCCACCCUGCGGGCUCAGCUGAGAGACAGCGAAGACAGGCUCCGUGAAGUCGAGGCCAGCCUGCUGGAGAGGAACCAGGCCCUCCGACACCUGGAGCACCAGCAGGCCCUGCAGCGUGACCACAUGAGGGAAAUACAGAGGCUGCAGGACAGGCUGGAAGAAGUGACCGCUCGACUAAAAGCAACCGAGGAGGGCCAGGCGUUGAAGGAGGAGCGCCUCAGGAAGGAGCAGAGUAGCAUGCAAGAAAGUCACGAGCGGGAAAGGCAGACUCUGUGUAGGAGAUUAGCCGAGGCUGAAACCGCACAGAAGGAAAUAGAGGAGAAGCUGGUGGAGGCCGAGCAGCAGGUGGAGGCCUUGUUAAGAGGCAGGCGGGCCUCCGGAGGGAAAGAAAACAGGGAGGAGAUGCUGAAGUUGCAAGAGGAGCUGGCCCAAAAGUCCGGCGUGAUUGAUUCGCUGAGGGAGAGUGUGCGUCGGCUCGAGGAGGAGAAAAGCCAUCUCACCUGCCGCUGUCAGGAGCUUCUCAACCAGAUUGCCGAAGCGGAUCGAGAGGUGAAUAAGCUUCGCAACCGUCUGGAAACAGAAGAGGCCGAUUACUACACUCUGGAGCACUCAUAUGAAAGGGCUACUCAAGAGUUUCAGAAAAUGAGCAAGUUCCUCAGAGAGAAAGAGGAAGAGAUCCGGCAAACUAAAGAGAUGUAUGAGAGGCUGAUGGAACGCAAGGAAGAAGACCAAGAGGCACUUGUAAAAAUGACCGCACUUGGAAACAGCUUAGAGGAAACUGAGCAGAAGUUGCAGGCUAAGGAGGAGCUCCUUUGCCAAAUGAGUCAAAGCCUCUUGAAUAAGGUUGAGCCGUGCACGGCUGAAAUGGAUCUGCAGGCUAAGCUAGUGGUCGCUGAAGACCGCAUUGCAGAGCUGGAGCAGCACCUCGACGCCCUGAAGCUCGGCUAUGCUGACCUGCGAAUGGAAAAGCAGCAGCACCUUCCGGAGCAAAACAAGAAGGGAAGAGCUAAACUGUCCUCCUCCAUGUCGACACACUCCGCGCUUUCUCGCCUUGAUAAAUCCACAACAGAGGAUUUCCCAGACGAGAAAGAAUCUCAAGCUAAGAGACCAAAAAUACGAUUUUCCAGUAUUCAGUGCCAAAAGUACAUGAGUUUUGAAGGCGUGGACACUGGCCGUGUGAGCGGUGCCUUUGUAGACGUAGGACAGAAAGGAAACCAGGAUAUAAGCGAGGAUGUCCAAGUGACAGAAGGAGACGUCCCCUCUGAUGUUGCAUUCCCACACAGUAGUGACCCAGAGAAGUUUAUCGCCAUCAUACAUGCUCUAGAAACUAAACUGCUAGCCACUGAGGAUAAGCUAAAAUGCCUCACACAGAAUCUAGAAGUUCAGCAAUUAACACAGGCAGAAGAAAAGUCCCAGGUGGGACAAAAAGUGACAGAAACAAAGAAAGAAAUGAGUGGAGAAAGCGUGACAGACAACAGUGCUGCCAUCAGGCAUUACAACAACGCUCUGGUGUGUGUGGAGAACAGCCGCGAGAAAGUGAAAGCUAUUCUAAGUGGCUCCCAUGACACCACCGAUUCUCAGCUUCACUCUUUAUCGGAGAUAGAGAGUGACUUGUUCAAUGCGUCUCUGUACAUCCGCCAAGGACAAAAGACAGAGGAGCAGUCAUCUGCUGUCCAUCAGCAGCAAACUCCUGAAACUAUAGAUAAUGAGGCAUUGCAUCUCUUUGCAAAGACUUUGUCUUUUGAGGCAGUUGUUUUGAAUAAAAUGUCUUUGUUAAUUCAGACUUCAAAGUCUGACCUGUUACAAACGCUUGCUGAGGUGUGGGAAGAGAUAGAGCAGAUUAAAAGGAGUGACAGAGACUGCUUAGCUGUAGUUUAUGCGGACGUAUUGACCAGGAAGUUGAUGUUAGAGAGUGCUUUUUGGAAAGAACUGGAGAAAACUGAAGCCGCCGUGGCGAAAUCCAAAGAGAGCAGCGUAUCGGCUGAUGUAGAUAUUGAUGCAACUGUUGUCUUCAACACAGUUGUUAAAGCAGAAUUAGCCUACUCCAUUCAAAACCUGAAACUUUGCUACGAAGAAAAAUUCAAAGUACUUCAAAGGGAAUUGGCCGAGGCCCAUAAUAACUUAUAUCAAAGGGAAAUGGCUUUGAAAACAAUUAUCGAAGCUUCCAAAAGGCCUGACUUGAAAAGUGUCAUCAAUGAAGUUAAAAAUAACUUUGGGUUAAGCAAACAGAAGCUGGCUGACAUUCGUCCCCCUGAACUGGCUCCAUACAUGGAGCAGAUUGAAACGGAAGAAGCUAAAGACCUGGCAGAGGAAAUUGUUGAUAGACACUUGGCUGGCGAAAUGCCUUCUUGUGGCGUAGACUCUGUCGAAUCAUUGAAAAAUGCACACGAUAACCUGGCGAAUGAGCUUCAGAGACAAGCAGCCAUCCUUCACAAGUACGCUCAAGAGAUAGAAAGCGGCGGAAGCCCUCCCGGGUUGUUGAAAAUGAUCCGUGCUUUUUUAGGGAACCAAAGUACCCAAAGCUUCGCAGGCACGUCUCUUUGUAUGCGUGAAGCCCUGAUCCAGGCCCAGGUGGCGUACGUGGCAUGUAGGCUGCGGGCCAUGCACGAGCAAGACCUGGGCUGGUGUAAACAGACCGGCCAGAACAUGGACGCUCUAGUGCAGCAGCACGCCCGCAACGUGACGGCGAUCCAAGAAAAAUACGAAGCGUCGCUGCAAGAGGAGCGCCUGACCUUCACUCAGACCCUGACCAAUCUGCAGAAGGAGAAUCAAACGCUCAAGAGUGAGAUCAGCAAGCGUAUGAACCAGCUCUCCCAGCAGCAGGAACAGAAGGCUCUCCUGGAGAAGCACUUUCAGAAGGAGACCAAAGAUCUGAAGCAGAGGCUCGAAAAAGAGCUCAGCCAAGCAGAACAGGGCCGCGCCUCCACAGAGAUGGCGCUCGUGGAGACGGCGGCGGACAGUCAGCGGAAGCUGGAAGUGCUGCUGGUGGACAUGGACACCAUGGAGGAGCAGCACGAGAAUCACGUCAGGAAGCUGGAGGAGCAGUUCGAGCAGAGGAUCUGUGAGCUGCAGCAUCUGCACAAAGAGGAGAUUGAAAAGUUACAUUCUCAGUACGUGGAAAAUAUUCAGAGCGUCAUAGAUCGCCGGGCGGACAAAGAAAGCCCUGAGAGUCCACACUCGCCCCCUUGUGAGGAGGCCGCCACGCCAAUGGAGGAGGAGGAGCAGGGGAAGGGGAUGUCCGAGGUGGACUCCAUGGUGGUUCUGAAGGACCGGAUUCAGGAGCUGGAGACUCAGAUGAAUAACAUGAGGGACGAACUGGAGAACAAGCAUCUUGAGGGAGAUGUGGCCAGCCUGAGAGAGAAAUACCAGAGAGACUUUGAAAGUCUUAAGGCCACGUGUGAACGCGGCUUUGCUGCAAUGGAAGAAACACACCAGAAGGUGAUAGAAGACAUCCAGAGGCAGCAUCAGAGGGAGAUUUCCAAACUGAUGGAGGAGCGAGAGAGACUGCUGGCUGAGGAGACGGCUGCCACAAUUGCUGCUAUUGAAGCUAUGAAGAAUGCACACAAAGAGGAGCUGGAGAAGACCCAGCGCUCCCAGCUGAGUGGACUGAACUCUGACAUUGAUGAGCUUCGCUUACAAUACGAGGAGGAGCUGCAGUCCAUCCAGAGGGAGCUGGAGGUGUUGUCAGAGCAGUACUCUCAGAAGUGUCUGGAGAACGCUCACCUGGCUCAGGCGCUGGAGGCCGAGAGGCAGGCCCUCAGGCAGUGUCAGAGAGAGAACCAGGAGCUCAACGCUCACAACCAGGAAUUGAAUAACCGGCUGACUGCAGAGAUCACUCGCAUGCGCUCCUGCUUCAGCGGCGAAACGGCCCUGUCCCCGGUCACUCAAGGCAAAGACGUGUAUGAGCUUGAGGUGUUGCUACGGAUCAAAGAAUCAGAGAUCCAGUACCUUAAACAGGAAAUACACUCUUUGAAAGAUGAGCUGCAGUCUGCUUUGAGGGACAAGAAGUACGCCACCGACAAAUAUAAGGACAUCUACACUGAGCUCAGCAUCGUGAAGGCCAAGGCCGACUGCGACAUCAGCAAGCUGAAGGAGAAGCUGCUCAUGGCCACCGAGGCUUUGGGCGAGAGGACGGUGGAUGGAACUGUUACAUCUGGAUACGACAUCAUGAAAUCAAAAAGUAAUCCAGAUUUCAUGAAAAAGGAACAAUCAACAGCCUCCAAGCCGGCAAGAGGCGUAAGGUCAAAGAGCCUGAAAGAGGGGCUAACCGUGCAGGAGCGCAUGAAGCUUUUUGAGGCAAAAGAUUCCAGAAAGAUCUGAGUGUAAGUCCCCUGAGGGCUGUUUCCUCCCGCCUGGCCUUUAUUUGUGCGGUCACUUUGCCACAAGCAGAACCAGCUGGAGACUCUGACAGCAAACAGCAAGAAAUAUGGAAUAUAAAAUAUCUCAUCUGGAUUUGGACCUACUGCUACCGUGCUUCUCAUAAGUUGUCAUACUCUUAUUAUUAUUAUUGAUGUUUGUUUUUUUUUUUAAGUGCAAAAAAAUUGUUUUACAGAAUCAAACGUGUGUACGGUUUAUUAAAAAGUGACAUAGAUGUUAUAAUCUGGCCAAGUUGGAGAUGUGUCAAAUAAACUGUGAGAGGGAUGCGUGACGGCGUUUAUCUUGACCCUCCAAGAUGCCAAAACAAGACAGCAAUACACACUAUAAAUAAUAUAUAUUUCCCAAUAUGAACUACGUAUCUGCUGUAUUUUAUCAUUACAGUGUCUAUAUCUCAGAAUUUUUAAUGUUUUGAUGUUGCACCGGUUGUGUUGUACAUAACUACUGGAUACAUGUAGAAUAUGAUUUGAUAUUGAUUGUUGGGGCAUCUGCUGUAUUAUAACUAUGGUUUGAUUGAUAGUGAAAAGCAAUGUGAUCCUUGCUUGUGUAUGAGAGUUUUUUGGUUUUUUUAAGGAGUGUUUGUGUGAAGAGGGGUGGACGGGAGAGUGAGAUUGCACUUGUCACUUGACUACUUGAGGAAGCUUGUUUUUUUUUUUUUCUUCUUCUUUUUUUUUGUCUCAAAUUGGUGUAGUGACUUCAACUCAAUUACUGCAGUGCAACCAAACAUCUGGACUCUUGUCAUAUUUAGUGAACAACGGUGACUUGUUGGUGAUACUGGAUUUUUAAAUUGCUUUCUUCAAACUUUGUGUUUGCUCAGUUUUGACUUUGGUGUGAUUAAAAUCAUCUCAAAAACCUGAAACUCAUUGGAACUUUGCAUGACUGUACAGUAUAAUUUGAAUUGCAGAACGAUAGCUCAUUAUUUUUCCCUACUUUAUGCUUUAGUGUGAACCUCUUAACACUAUUAAGCUUUGCUUUUGCAAGUCCUACUGUUUAGAUGUUGAGAUUGAAUUGUUUUACUGUAAGCAAUAGUCUUGAAGCACUUGGCCCAGUCCCUGACCUCUCACUGAAAUCUAGUCGUGCCUCAACUGAGUGAAGAGUAUGAACACCCAUGAAACCUGUGCAGCUAUGGAUACACACUGUAUAGUAUUCAAUCCACGCCUUGUACAUAUAUAUAUGCCUACACGGAAGACUUCUGUGUUUUUUGUUUUAAACUUGUACCUUGCUCACUAGCUCUAUAUGAAAUAUAUAUGAAUAUUUUUUAUUUUCAUUUGAAUGUAUACCGUCAAAUAAAUGAAGUGUUUGGAAAUG
Salarias fasciatus (jewelled blenny) is the source of this 9675-nucleotide messenger RNA. It is a transcript of the gene mpripa, whose product is annotated as myosin phosphatase Rho interacting protein. NCBI's taxonomy places the organism in Eukaryota, Metazoa, Chordata, Actinopteri, Blenniiformes, Blenniidae. Gene Ontology annotation, cellular component: actin cytoskeleton. Gene Ontology annotation, molecular function: actin filament binding. The record is from RefSeq and is a predicted model, not a curated record.